CACCAACCCCACUGUGGUUACACAGGUAAUUGAAAGAACCUCUCAGUGGACAGAAGAGCUAUGGCUUUGAGGGGGAUGAUCAAGAAGCAUUGUCCUAAGAGAGACGAUUUGGACCCUCGAAAGUGGAUGAGACAGGAGACAGUGAGGGGGUUUGUUGACUAUAUACGGAACAAGCACGCAUACAAUACGGGCAACAACAAUGAAAACAAAGAGAUAAUCUUUGAUGCAGAGAAGCAGUUUAUGGAAGCAGCUAAAAGUAAUGACGUGGAGACCAUGAAGACUCUUGGAAAAGGACUGAAUGCCAAUGCAAUGAAUGAGCAUAAUAGGACUGCCCUUCACUAUGCAGUAGCUGGGAAAAACAAGGAAGCUGUGCAGUUUCUUGUGCAGCGCAGGGUCAAGGUGGACCAAAAAGACAAGUACGGCGUGGCACCCAUUCAUUUGGCUGCCUGGUUUGGCAGUUUGGAGAUCCUGAAAUUAUUAGUGAAGGCUGGGGCUGAACAGAAGGUUGAGAACGAGGAAGGACUGAACAUCAUGCACUGUGCUGCUAUCAACAACCACACUGAAAUUGUAGAGUAUAUUGUUAAUGACCUGCAGAUGAAAGAACUAGACAAAGAUGACCAGUCAGGACACGGGGCAUUUGCAUUGGCAGCAGAGCAUGGGUGUGUUCAAAUGUUAGAUAUGCUGAUGGAUCCAUACAACAUGGCCACCAUGAAGCCCAACAAGAGAGGGGACACGCCCCUGCACUUAGCUGCCACAAACGGCCACUUGGAUGCAGUCCAGCUGCUGCUGCAGCGCUUUGAUACUCGGGAUGAAGUCAAUAUGGAUGGUGAAACAGCUCUGUACCAGGCUGCAGACAAAGGCCAAGAAGAAUGUGUCCGGGCCCUUCUGGAGGCUGGCUGUGACCCCAACAUCCUCACAAUGGCCAAAGGCAGUGCUCUCCAUUCAGUUUCAGAAAGAGGAGACACGUCUCUUGUCCAACUCCUCUUAGAGUACAAAGCCCACACAGACCUCAAGAAUCAGAACCUAGAGGCUCCUCUCCACCUGGCAGUGAAGAACAGUCACAUCCCUGUCAUCCAUUCUCUACUGACGGCCGGCUGCAACGUUGAUGUCACUGAUAAGAGGUCCCAGACAGCUAUGCAUCUUGCUGCAGAGCUGGCCAGAAUAGAAGUUGUGGAAAUGCUUCUUAAAUCCAGGGUGGACCUGACUCUCCGGGACAGGCAGGGUAAGACGGCUCUGGGUGUGGCAGUCAGAGCAGAUGAGGUGAUUAUAGUGGACAUGAUCAUCAAAGCAGAAAGACACUACGCUUGGAGGAAGGCCAACCCUGAGAUUAAUCAGAGUGUUCACAGCGAGUAUCCACUAACGUUUAAACUCGACCACCGCUAUGAGACAAAGCAGCUCCGUUCAAUGACCUGGCACCUGGCGUACAAGCUCCUGAAACCAGGAGACUGGAAAAGACUGGCACAACACUGGGGCUUCACUAAGGAGCAAGUGUCGGCCAUCGAGGAGCAGUGGACAGGUCAGCACAGCUAUCAAGAGCAUGGGAACAGGAUGCUGCUGAUCUGGCUGCACGGGGAGGAGUUGGCUCAGAAGUGCCCUGCUAGAGAACUCUACCAAGGCCUCAUCCUCACAGGAAACAAGAAAGCUGCAGAUAAGAUUCGGAUGGAGGCAGAGAAUGCCAGUAGUAAGAGCUGCAACAUUUCAUGAGGAUUAACACUGCAAAAUAUGGACGGGCACAAUUAACUUCAUGUACAUCAUUUAAUAAUUUAUUCUAAAAAUAAAAUUCUGAUCAUUAA
Messenger RNA from Micropterus salmoides (largemouth bass), 1793 nucleotides. RefSeq names its product ankyrin repeat and death domain-containing protein 1B-like. The record is from RefSeq and is a predicted model, not a curated record. Gene Ontology annotation, molecular function: protein binding. The coding region runs from base 61 to 1704 and encodes 547 amino acids. Gene Ontology annotation, biological process: signal transduction. NCBI's taxonomy places the organism in Eukaryota, Metazoa, Chordata, Actinopteri, Centrarchiformes, Centrarchidae. The transcript is spliced from 15 exons.